Molecule: messenger RNA, 390 nt
Organism: Microthlaspi erraticum
Lineage: Eukaryota; Viridiplantae; Streptophyta; Magnoliopsida; Brassicales; Brassicaceae
Source: the annotation of a GenBank genome assembly
AUGUUCUCUCCUUCGACGCCAGGAAAAAUCAGCUUUCUUGGUGACAUAAAGUUCUGCAAUGGUAGUUACACUGAGGCUUUAAAACUCUACGAUCGAGCAAUAGAGCUCUCACCGAACAAUGCAACUUACCUCAGCAGUCGAGCAGCUGCAUUGUCGAGGUUGGGGCGGGUUGGGGAAGCUUUGUACCAUUGGGAGGAAGCCUUACGUUUGGAUCCAAAACAAGCAAAGCCAAAGGCUCGUGACCAUGUCGCUCCGUUUUUAUUUAGAUUAGGCCACGUCGAUGCUGCGAUGAAGCAUUCUGUGUAUAAUCCAUCAUAUUACAAAGUAGUAAGAGAACACUUGAACAAUGCACUAAUGCAAGAAGAGGCGGUGAAUGGACUCGUGUUUUGA